UGAAAAUUUCAGAUCUUUUCAUUGUUUCUAUCUUAAGAUUUAACCAUACAAUAUCGAGUUUUUCUAUGAUCCAUACUGUAUUGGUUAGAAACGACAUUCAGCAAGUAUGAAAUCUUUAUUGAUGUCAGCAUGCGCAAAUACAUUGCCAAAAUCUAUGAACUUUUUUUUCAAAAUCUUUAUAGCUUCUUGUAUAAAUGAAUUUAAUUUAUAAUUGUAUACAUUACAAUAGAAGAACAUUUAUAAAAAAAAAAGAUACGAUGCAAAUUUUAUUAGACAUAGUCCCAUACGAUCAGCUCGAAGAAAAUAUGAUUUUUUUUUAUCGAUUUCCAAAUAUGAACGUGUAGAUAAUCUACCUUCAAUACAAAUUAUAUCUUCCGAAGGAACAAUUUAAAAAUCUGAAAACUUUAGAUUCGAUGGGUUGCGUUCGAAUUCGUACAUUGAAUAAAAUACUAAUCCUAACAGCUACUAUAAGGUAUCAAUGUACCAUCUCCACAUUUAUUUUCUUAAUCAGAUCUAAUUUUGUAGUGGCGUAUCCAGGAUUUUUCGGCAUGCUGGAUUUCAACUUCAGAACAUGGGACCCAGAUGAAACUUAUAGAGAUAUGAUAUUGGGCCCAAAUGAUGAGUUUUUAUCAAAAGAUUUUUGUAAUUCGAGUUUGCGAAAAAAAUUAGCAUUUUCCUGAGUCCCACCAAGAUUUUUCUUUUUCUAUUGGUAGUAUCCUGAUUCUUAGAUUUUAAUAGUCAGCUACAUCGAAAUUCAUCAGCAGAUUUCAAAUUUCAUCUAAAAAUAUGCAUCCGUUCAUGAGUUAUAAUGUUUUGGAAAUUUGCUGCAUGUUGCUAAAAUUUUUAAAAAAUUCAAAACAUUGUAACUCGUGAAUGGAUGCAUAUUUUUAGAUGAAAUUUGAAAUCUGCCGAUGAAUUUCGAUGUAGCUUACUAUGAAACUCUGAAAAUCAACAUACUACCAAUAGAAAAAGAAAAAUCUUGGUUGGGCUCAGGAAAAUGCGAAUUUUUUUUCGCAAACUUCAAUUACAAAAAUCUUUUGAUAAAAACUCAUCAUUUGUACUCAAUAUCAUAUCUCUAUAAGUUUCACAUGGAUCCCAUGCUCUGAAGUUGAAAUCCAGCAUACCGACAAAUCCUGGAUAUGCCACUAUAAUUUUGAAUAGUUAAAAAUAUGAAUUGAUAGCUUUCUACGUUAAAUAUAAUUUAUUAAUUUCUAAAAAUUAUAUUCGAAUUAUUCUAGGUAGUUGUAAUUGGCAACUUGAUAUUAAUGUUAAUCAUAAUCAAACAUCUAAAAUUGAAACUUCAUCUAUACAAACAAAUCUUUUACGUUUUAUUUAUAUGUCAUCAAGUACAACAUUAGAAACAUAUCCAACAAAAUUUAAUUAUGAUUCAUUUAUUAAUUGUGAUUAUUUACUUUUAUCAAAUUUAUGUCAUUUAUCAACACCAAUAGAUGCAAGUAUAAAUGCAAAUGAAUUAACAACAAAAAUUGGAAAUAUUCUUAAUGAUCAUGGUAGUAUAUUAAUACCAUGUUCAUCUAUAGGUCUUAUUUUUUAUAUGUUUGAAUUUUUAACAAAUUAUUUUGAACAAAUUAAUCUAUUAAAUAUUCAUAUGUAUUUUAUAUCACCAAUAAGUAAUGCAACUUUAUCUAUAUCAAAUGCUAUGUCUGAAUGGGUUACUGAACAACGACAAAUAGCAUCAUUUAGUGGUACACCACCAUUUAAACAUAAUGAAUUAAUUAAAAGUAAAUGUUUAAUAACAAUAUCAUCAGAUCGUUUAGAUGAUACUGAUACAUUAAUUAAUUUUGAACAACCAUCUAUUAUAUUUACUGGUCAUUUAUCAUUACGUUUUGGUCCAAUAGUACAAUUAAUUGAAAAAAUGAAAACAUCAUCAUCAAAUAGUAUUAUCUUUAUUGAUAAUCAAUAUUCAUAUAUUGAUGCAUUAAAACCAUAUCAACCAAUAAAUAUGAAAUGUUAUUAUUUACCUAUUGAUACACGUUUAAAUUUUUCACAAAUAAAUAUAUUAUUAAAUGAUAAAAUACGACCAAAAAAUUUAAUUUUACAUGAAAAUUAUUUAAAUGAUAUUAUUAAUAAUGAUAAAAUAAAUAUAUUAUCAUAUAGAAAAUAUGAUAAUAUUAAAUUACCAUCAAUAAAACGUUAUUUUAUUAAUGGACAAUUAAAUAUUAAAACAGAUAUUAAACCAAAAUUAAUAUUAUCAUCUAAUUUAGCUAUUGCUAGUAUACAUGGACAUUUAGAUAUGUGUGAUUAUAUAUAUGAUAUAAAUGAAUUAGAUAAUAAUAAUUUAAAACAAAAUAAUUUUAUAACAUAUGGAAAAAUCGAUAUUGAUAAAUUUUUAAUUAAUCUAUCUAAAAGUGGUCUUUUUGGUUUAGAUAUUAAAUAUUUAAAUGAAUAUGAUAAUGAUUUAAAUGAUAAUGAACAAUCAAAUAGAACAAUUGAAAUCAAUUAUAAUCAAGGUAUAGCUAAAAUUAUUAUUCGUUCAAAACAAACAGAUAUUGAAUGUAAUGAUCCAUUAUUAAUGACGAAAAUUCGUGAUGCUUUAUUAAUGGAUAAUAUUGGAACAUUGUAA
Molecule: messenger RNA, 2581 nt
Organism: Rotaria sp. Silwood1
Lineage: Eukaryota; Metazoa; Rotifera; Eurotatoria; Philodinida; Philodinidae
Source: the annotation of a GenBank genome assembly